UUUCAGUUGGAUGGUAUACAUUUAGCAGGAUGCAAUGUGGGCCCAUCUUUCCCAAAAUGGAUCCAAACUCAGAGGAUUUUGUUAACCCUUGAUCUCUCUAGAGCCGGCAUAAGAGAUGAAGCCCCAACGUGGUUGUGGACUAUAUCCCCUUCAUUAAAGGCCUUAUAUCUUUCUGACAAUCAAAUUACUGGUUCUGUUCCUAAUCUCUCAUCCACUUCCAUCACAUACUUAGAUCUUAGUAACAAUAAUUUCUCAGGUCCUAUUCCAUUAUUUUAUGCCAAUUCCCAUACUAUUCAAUUGAAUGGAAAUAUGUUUUCUGGUUCAAUUUCAUCUAUUUGCAAAAUUCCCCAAUAUCAAAUUUGGAUCAUGGAUCUCUCCAAUAAUAAGUUGGCAGGAGAGAUUCCCAACUGUUGGGAUAAAAUGCCAUACUUAUUCUCUCUCAAUUUGGCCGACAACAGUUUUUCGGGUGAAAUUCCUCGCUCUUUGGGCUCUAAUUUGCUUGAUUUCAGUGCACUGCAGUUGCGUGGUAAUAAUUUAUCUGGAGAGUUGCCUUCCACUUUGAGACUUUGUCAACGAUUGAACAUGAUUGAUGUUGAAGGGAAUGCGUUAACAGGAGAGAUCCCCACUUGGAUUGGCGAGUUGUAUCACAUGCGAUUUCUAAACAUUCACGGGAAUAAAUUGCAUGGCAGUAUUCCUCCUCACAUUUGCAAUCUCACUGAUAUUCGAAUUCUGGACUUGUCGAUGAACUACUUAUCUGGAAAAAUACCUGAUUGCUUCAACAAUUUUACUACGUUGGCUCAAAAGAAUACCAUACUAGAUAAUUGGCUUGGUUAUUACCUCUGGGUCCAUUACAAUGGUAAUCUUCCAAAUGAGAAAAUUCGACCUGUCUAUGAAUAUUCGGCAAUUCAAUGGAAAGGCCAAGAAUCGGAAUAUAGGAAAAAUCUUAGGCUUCUCAAACUCAUUGAUUUUUCAAGCAAUAGUUUGACCGGAAACAUUCCCAAAUCAUUUUCCAGUAUGCUUGGAUUAAUUUCCUUGAACCUAUCAAGAAAUAGUUUGACAGGAAAUAUAAUUGGAGAUAUUGGUGAGAUGGAGAUGUUAGAAUGUCUUGACCUAUCACACAACCAAUUUUCCGGUGAAUUGCCCACAAGCUUGGCACAGUUACAGUACUUGGCUGUUCUCGACUUGUCGAACAACGACUUAUUUGGUAAAAUUCCAACGAGUACUCAACUUCAGAGCUUCAACGCAUCUGCUUAUGAUGAGAAUGACGGACUCUGUGGGCCCCCUCUGCCGGCAUUGUGCCCCGAAGAUAGCUUGAGGCCAUCCACCACUAAUCCGAAUGAGAAAGAUGACGACAGUCUCUCUUUUAUGCAAGAAGUCUGCAUAUCAUUGGGCUUUGGUUUUAUAUUUGGAUUUUGGGGAGUUGUUGGAACUUUCAUACUGAAGAAAUCAUGGAGAAUUGCAUACUUCAAUUUCUGGGAUGCUGUUGGAGAUUGGUUCUACGUUAGGAUUGCUGUGUUUGUGUCCAAAUGGAGACGAAGCUGAAAUACUGAGGCGGACAAGCUCGUGGAUACAUGAAGAAAUGUGGAAGAAGUGUUGCUAGUAAUUAAUAAAUAUAGUCCUAUUAUGUGUUUCUUAAUACUUUAAUUAUGUCGCUGUUCAUCAAAUUAAGUGUUUUACCUACUUUUUAUUUUUUAUUUUUAUUGUUGUUUGUCAUGUAUUUUAAGUGAUGAAGUUAUAUUGAAUAUGUUGUAUGUGUGACAGUGGGUUCAAGCUGCAGGGACUGACUUGCGUAGUAUAUAUAUUAUCGCUCGUAGUAUACAUCAUUCUUCGAUCUGUAUUUUGGAAUUUCUUUGUUGAUCAAUAAAUCUCCUCCGAUUGACUCU
Salvia miltiorrhiza (redroot sage) is the source of this 1883-nucleotide messenger RNA. Its product is annotated as receptor-like protein EIX2. NCBI's taxonomy places the organism in Eukaryota, Viridiplantae, Streptophyta, Magnoliopsida, Lamiales, Lamiaceae. The transcript is spliced from 2 exons. Gene Ontology annotation, molecular function: protein binding. The record is from RefSeq and is a predicted model, not a curated record. Bases 310 to 1542 code for a protein of 410 amino acids.